Molecule: messenger RNA, 1026 nt
Organism: Cydia pomonella (codling moth)
Lineage: Eukaryota; Metazoa; Arthropoda; Insecta; Lepidoptera; Tortricidae
Exons: 3
Coding region: 529-861 (110 amino acids)
Source: RefSeq, a predicted model, not a curated record
CCUUACGUCGUUACUUUACCACUGAUUCGCACUAAACGCUACGCAUCCAGCUUUAUCAUGCGUACGGCUAAGGAGUGGAAUUCACUUCCUGCAAAUCUAUUCCCAGUCCACUAUAACUUGGACCUUUUUAAAUCGAGAGUGAAUAGACAUCUUUUAGGUAAGCAUGUUCCAUCCUAGACUACAUCGGCACUUUCCAUCAGGUGAGAUUGUGGUCAAAUGCUUACCUUUUCGGAAUAAAAAAAAAGGCCUUUUCCCAGCCUAUUCUUCAAAUCCUGGCAUAUUCCGAGGUGCUUUCAAAAACAGCGCCUCUGUCUAACGGAAAAUGUAAAGGCUUUGUAUUAAGGUUAACAGAAUUUUUACUGAGCACAGCUGUCCAGAAACAAAUAUCUUCUUAGCAUGUAUUACUCAUAUUAUCUAUUCUCAACUACUUUAAAACCAAUUAACUUAUCAGACACUGACCUACGACUAAUUCUAAAUAAAUCCCCUUUAAAACCUCACACUUAGCCUGCUAGGAUCUAUUGACACAAAAUGGGUGUUCUCAGGAUCUUGUGUGUAUUGUUUGUAGUGUGUUUUAUAGGAAACGUGGCGGGGUUGCUGUGGCCUUCUUCGACGGAUACAGGGUUAGAUGGGGUUAGGAAAGCCUCACGAUGGAACGUGCCCUGGCUGGGUAUCGGCAUGUGGUGUAACGGCUGCCCCCCGAAGAGCUGCGAGGACGAUGACGCCAUCAUACACGGGUACUGCUGCGGCUGCGCUUAUUCUUUAGACAAACUACCAGUGCUGUGUCCGGAGUUCCUCCAGUGCCCGCUGAACCUGCACGGGCUCUGUCACGACUACGAAUACAUGAUGAGGUGCUGCUGCUAGCGACAGAGUUUGAGACAACUGUCGUGUUGAACAUGACAUCUGACACAUCAUCUAUGACAGUUAAUUUUUAACAGGUUAUGUUAUGUUUGAUGCCAAUGUCUGUCUGUAAGUCACAUCGUAGCUCUUAUAAACUGAAAUAAAUGUCUAAGAGAAAGUGACCAAGGC